AGGGCAUUUUUCUGUUCAGAAUGUGGUGCCCCAGCCUGAUGGAGACAGCUCCAAAGUGAAGGUCAAAGUGCGCGUAAACGUGCACGGCAUCUUCAGUGUUUCCAGCGCCUCCCUGAUCGAGAAGCAGAAGGGUGAAGGAGAUGAUGUUCAGAUGGACAUGGAACCUACUGUGCAGAAUGAAGGAAGGCCAGAGGACCAGGUAACAGAAAGAGAAGGAGUGAGAAGAUUCACCUGAAUUUCACAUUGGUGAAGUUCGUUUUUCAGCCCCUUCACCCUAUUUUAAGAUUUAAGAACGCAUGGCAAAGAAGCCAUUGUUUAAUCUUCCCAUUUGAAUGUUGUAUGUCUAAGACUUAGAGCACUGAUAUGACUUCAUGUCUAUACCUGUGUGGUAAAUUUUACUGAAGCCCAUUUUCUCUCUAUUCCUGGCUCUUGAAGCUCCACCCCUCUCCUCCCAUUGAAGAUGACAUAUAUACAGUGCCUUGCAAAAGUAUUCAUUGCCCUUGGCAUUUUUCCUAUUUUGUUGCAUUACAACCUGUAAUUUAAAUUGAUUUUUAUUUGUAUUUCAUGUAAUGGACAUACACAAAAUAGUCCAAAUUGGUGAAGUGAAAUGAAAAAAAUAACUUGUUUCAAAAUAUUAUAAUAAAUAAAUAAUGGAAAAGUGGUGCGUGCAUAUGUAUUCACCCCCUUUGCUAUGGAGUCCCUAAAUAAGAUCUGGUGCAACUAAUUACCUUCAGAAGUCUCAUAAUUAGUUAAAUAAAGUGUCACAUGAUCUGUCACAUGAUCUCAGUAUAUAUACACCUGUUCUGAAAGGCCCCAGAGUCUGCAACACCAGUAAGCAAGGAGCACCACAAAGCAAGCGGCACCAUGAAGACCAAGGAGCUCUCCAAACAGAUCAGGGACAAAGUUGUGGAGAAGUACAGGUCAAGGUUGGGUUAUAAAAAAAAAUAUCAGAAACUUUCAACAUCCCACGGAGCACCAUUAAAUCCAUUAUAAAAAAAUGGAAAGAAUAUGGCACCACAACAAACCUGCCAAGAGAGGGCCACCCACCAAAAUUCACGGACCAGGCAAGGAGGGCAUUAAUCAGAGAGGCAACAAAGAGACCAAAGAUAACCCUGAAGGAGCUGCAAAGCUCCUUCAGGGUUGGAGUAUCUGUCCAUAGGACUACUUUAAGCCAUACACUCCACAGAGCUGGGCUUUACGGAAGAGUGGCCAGAAAAAAGCCAUUGCUUAAAGAAAAAAAUAAGCAAACACGUUUGAUGUUUGACACCAUCCCCACAGUGAAGCAUUGUGGUGGCAGCAUCAUACUGUGGGGAUGUUUUUCAUCGGCAGGGACUGGGAAACUGGUCAGAAUUGAAGGAAUGAUGGAUGGCGCUAAAUACAGGGAAAUUCUUGAGGGAAACCUGUUUCAGUCUUCCAGAGAUUUGAGACUGGGACGGAGGUUCACCUUCCAGCAGGACAAUGACCCUAAGCAUACUGAUAAAGCAACACUCGAGUGGUUUAAGGGGAAACAUUUAAAUGUCUUGGAAUGGCCUAGUCAAAGCCCAGACUUCAAUCCAAAUGAGAAUCUGUGGUAUGACUUAAAGAUUGCUGUACACCAGCGGAACCCAUCCAACUUGAAGGAGCUGGAGCAGUUUUGCCUUGAAAAAUGGGCAACAAUCCCAGUCGCUAGAUGUGCCAAACUUAUAGAGACAUACCCCAAGAGACUUGCAGCUGUAAUUGCUGCAAAAGGUGGCUCUACAAUGUAUUGACUUCGGGGGGGUGAAUAGUUAUGCACGCUCAAGUUUUCAGUUUUUUUGUCUUAUUUCUUGUUUGUUUCACAAUAAAAAAUAUUUUGCAUCUUCAAAGUGGUAGGCGUGUUGUGUAAAUCAAAUUAUACAAACCCCCCAAAAAUCAAUUUUAAUUCCAGGUUGUAAGGCAACAAAACAGGAAAAAUGCCAAGGGGGGUGAAUCCUUUCACAAGCCACUGUAACUGUAUUAACUAUAUAUGAGGUUUUAUGGUCACUAUGUGUGAUUAGCCCUCACUUCAAUCCUUUUUCAUACGCUACUUCCCCCUCUGUGAUACAAUUCUGGUCUCAUCUGUGGAGCACUGGUCUCAUUAAGGUUCAUCACAUUGAGCCUGGGAGAACGUGUGUGUUUGUAUAACCGGGCUUGGCAGUGUGUGACGCAAGAGGAUACAUGGAGCCAGUGGAAUAGCUAUUAAGUUGAAAAUGCUUUCCACAUCUUCAUAACUCUAUCCUUCACAGGCUGUGCUGUACCUGUGUCUGCUACAAAAAAAAUCAUUCUCCACUCCUUUGAUAUUAUCAAUAUUUCAGUGUAUUUUAAUGUGUUACUCAUACAGAUUAUAACAUUCUAAUUGGCAUCCUUGAACAGUAUAUAUUUUGAUUAGGUUAACAGGAGGGGUGUGCAGCUUGAAGUAAGCUGGUUUAUAUAGACGUAGGUGUAACGUAAUUAAUUACACUACUAAGGUGUCAAAGCUACUGUAAGUAGAGCAUGAGAGCAGCCAAGCGUUGAUUGUAAGAUUUAGGUGAUGUGGUUGUGAUGGUGUCCUACUGUCUCAGACUAAAAUGCAGGUGGACCAGGAGGGUCAAGGCCAGGUGGACCAGCAGAAUGAGGAUGCCAGCUCCGGCAGUAAGGUGAGCAUGUGAAUCAUAAGGAACUAUAAUUACAUUUAAACUUUUAUGUCUUGUGAAACACUGAGAACCAAUAUAAUGGUUUUUUUCGCCCAACAAAGGACGGAGUCCCUGGGGAGAAGCAGGACCCAGCAUCAGGGGGAAGCAAGCCUAAAGUAAAAGUGAAAAGCACUGACCUUCCCAUCCUGGCCAACACCAUCAGACAGCUGGACAGGGGGGUCCUCAAUGACUUUGUGGAGUAUGAGGUGAGUCACUCUAAAGGCCCCGACUCCCCAGCAGCUGAGUCAUAUUCUCAUCGAACCAAGAGAAAAGACUUACUGUAAAGUAAAACUUACCUGCCUUGUUUAGUUCAAAGACAUAAAACAUGAGUAGUAAGGGUUUCUGUAGGAAGGUUAAUUAUCUGCAGCUUUGGAACUGUAAAGGCAAUUUCUGCAUUAGUUGUCUCAUUCAUGUUUGACCUAUGUUGUACACUUCUACAAAACUGGCAGAUGAUGUAGCUCAUGUGGCCUAUAUUUCUGUGGGUCUGGCUUCCAUUGAGCCGCCUGGGAGUGGGUAUUAGAGGAGGCGGAAGGCUGAUUUUGGCUCUCAGUGUAGCCGACGUCAGUGUGCUGCUAACAGUUUAGCUUCCUCCACUGUCCCUGUCCCCAUACCGGGCUCGAACCAGUGAUCCUCUGCUCCGCAACACACGUGACAGCCCUCCUUGAAAACGUACCAACCGUUUGAGCUAUACAAAAGGUACCAAUUAUAUAGCUCCAUUGGCGACAUUUCAAGCUAGCUGUGGUGUGAGCUUACGGCAUGUUCUUAACUCUGUUACAUGUCUCACUCUGUCUCUCCCUCUCUUUCUCUCGGUGUCCCUCAGGGCCAGAUGAUCAUCCAGGACAAGCUGGAAAAAGAGAGGAAUGAUGCUAAGAAUGCUGUGGAGGAGUAUGUGUACGACCUGCGGGACAAACUGUGUGGCAUCUAUGAGAAGUACACCACUGUGGAGGUAAGAACCUAGAUGAACAGAUUCCUUUUAACUAUGAAAUAAAUACUGCCACAUUGAACAAAGAAUAAGACUAUGCAAUACAGAAUGUGUUUGCUGAUACCUGUUUUGGCCUUUCUCACCUUUCAAAAAGGACAGUAAUCGUCUGACGCUGAUGCUCGAGGACACAGAGAACUGGCUUUAUGAGGAGGGAGAGGACCAAGCCAAACAGGUCUAUGUGGACAAGCUGGAAGAUCUCAAGGUUAGUGUUUAUUUAGCAUAAAGGAUUUCUAUAUCCAGCGUCUGCCUGCACCAGUCUGCUAUUAUGGCAAUUCUGAAAUCAGGAGAAAGAAACAUGAAUAAUAAACAAAUGUAUUUGGGGCAUUUAGGUGGACAGCCUGAAUGUUUAGGAAUGUGACUUGAUUUGAGUGAUUUAUUUGACUGAUGUCCUUUUCCAGAGGUUUGGCCAGCCCAUUCAUGACAGGCACAGGGAGCAGGAAGACAGGCCGAGGGCAUUUGAAGAGAUUGGCAAGAAGAUCCAACUCUAUAUGAAGGCUGUGGAGCUUUAUAAACAGAAGGUAAAAACUGGAAUAUUUUUAUGUUAUAGUUCAGCAUCCUUUCAUCCUUGAGCGUCACUUAGUUUUUUCGAUUGUACUACUGUCCGAAAAGGCAUUGAGGGAGUUAUUUUACGCUGCCCGGGUUGAACUGGGCAAUGGCCCCUAAUCGGGCGAAAGUGGGGAGGGAGGUGUGCCCUUCUCAAAUCGAACAGUAAUCUGCGCUGCUUGGUCAUGUUGUCAACAAGGCAGCAUGGUGCAACUUCCAUAAAUCUCUUUUCCAUUAAAUAAAUGUUUGCAUUUUCAAAUUAGUUUUCAUUGGGAAGCAGAUAAACUGUUUUUAUCAAAAGCAAUCACUUUUGCAUGGGAAAACAAAGAAUCCUAUUAAUUACUGCACGUGCUUAAUUACAUCACCUUUUUUUUUAAGCCGACUUCGCCGUCGGACAGAGCGGGGCACCUGGCUCGCGCCCAGGAGGCAGCCCGGUUCCAAAUCGAAUGCAAUGAACUUUCAGCCGGUGCAUAACACAUCUACCCUGGUGCCCGGGCGGGAUUAAUCGAACCCCCUCAUUAUUAUGCUCUUGCGUGCUUGUUCCCUCCCACUUUAAAAACAUUUAACCCUCAGUGGGAACAUGGUUUCUGUGGAGUGAUGAGACACUAAGAGCCAAUUUAUGCUUGAUCCGAAAAUGUGGUCAGAGGCGCCGUAUGGAUGGUGUGACGCAAUUGUGGAGCCUCCGGAGGCAUGCAGAGGCCAAAUUCAGCUCUGUACCGCAUUGCCAUGCACCUCUCAAUUUUCUUUGCAAUGCGGAGGGCUCCAUAUAGCUCCGCAUUGACAAGAUUGGUUGACGGUAGGUGAGGGCGGGAGGUCCUGUAUAAACACAAACUCACUUCCUUGACGACUUCCUUCACAACAGCUCUGCGCUGCUUGGCGAAGUGCAAGAAGUAUGAAUGCCCUGACUUCUGCAGAGGCCAUAUCACCGUAAAUGCUGCACAGCCAAUGCAGACGUCAGAUUGACCAUGCAUCACCUUUAAAUCGGAGGGCCUGUUGUCUGGACCUCUGGCAGUCUCUAUGGAGGUGCCACAGGGUUCAAUUCUCGGGCCGACUCUAUUCUCUGUGUAUAUCAAUGAUGUCGCUCUUGCUGCUGGUGACUCUCAGAUCCACCUCUACGCAGACGACACCAUUUUGUAUACAUCUGGCCCUUCAUUGGACACUGUGUUAACAAACCUCCAAACGAGCUUCAAUGCCAUACAACACUCCUUCAGUAGCCUCCAACUGCUCUUAAACGCUAGUAAAACUAAAUGCAUGCUCUUCAGUCGAACACUGCUUGCACCCGCCCGCCCGACUAGAAUCACUACUCUCGGCGGGUCUGACUUAGAAUAUGUGAACAACUACAAAUAGCUAGGUGUCUGGUUAGACCGUAAACUCUCCUUCCAGACUCACAUUAAGCAUCUCCAAUCCAAAGUUAAAUCUAGAAUCGGCUUCCUAUUUCGCAACAAAGCCUCCUUCACUCAUGCUGCCGAACAUGCCCUUGUAAAACUGACUAUCCUACCAAUCCUUGACUUCGGCAAUGUAAUUUACAAAAUAGCCUCCAACACUCUACUCAGCAAAUUGGAUGUAGUCUAUCACAGUGCCAUCCGUUUUUUCACCAAAGCCCCAUACACUACCCACCAUUGUGACCUAUACGCUCUCGUUGGCUGGCCCUCACUACAUAUUUGUCGCCAAACCCACUGGCUCCAGGUCAUCUAUAAGUCACUGCUAGGCAAAUCCCCGCCUUAUCUUACCAUAGCAACACUCACCCGUAGUAUGCGCUCCAGCGGGUAUAUCUCACUGGCCAUCCCCAAAGCCAACACCUCCUUUGGCCGCCAUUCCUUCCAGUUCUCUGCUGCCAAUGACUGGAACGAACUGCAAAAAUCUCUGAAGCUGGAGACUCUUAUCUCUCACUAACUUUAAGCAUCAGUUGUCAGAGCAGCUUACCGAUCACUGCACCUGUACACAGCCCAUCUGUAAUUAGCCCACCCAACUACCUCAUCCCCAUAUUGUUAUUUAUUUUGCUCAUUUGCACCCCAGUAUCUCUAUUUGCACAUCAUCUUCUGCACAACUAUCACUCCAGUGUUAAUACUAAAUUGUAAUUAUUUUGCACUAUGGCCUAUUUAUUGCCUUAACUUACUACAUUUGCACACAUUUUCUAUUGUGUUAUUGACUGGACGUUUUGUUUAUUCCAUAUGUAACUCUGUUGUUGUUUUUAUCGCACUGCUUUGCUUUAUCUUGGCCAGGUCGCAGUUGUAAAUGAGAACUUGUUCUCAACUGGCUUACCUGGUUAAAUAAAGGUGAAAUAAUUUUUAUUUAUUUUUUAAUUAAAGCUCAGUGUGAGAUGCAAUGAAAUUAUGCUGAGCCCAUUUACAAUGCCUCUAUUUCUCUGUGAACUACUACACCACUGCUCUGUUGGGAUUGUGCUAGUUACUUUCCUUUUCCAUAUUCAGGACACUCCUCUGGGGCCUGUACACACUUUUCAAAGCUGGUUAGGUCAUUGUCAUAGUAAUUUUAUGAGCAGUUGUGACACUAUUGUGACUUAAUCUGUCUCUGGGUUUAACCCAGGAUGUAUGUAAUAAACCAUCUGUGACAUUUUUAUUAAUUGAUUUGUUUGUCCAGAGGCGGGGCUCCUAGUGGCUGGGGACUUUCAUGCAGGGAAACUUACAGAGGAAAAUAAACUCUAGACCACCUUUACUCCACACACAGAGACGUGUACAAAGCUCUCCCUCGCCCUCCAUUUGGCAAAUCUGACCAUAACUCUAUCCUCCUGAUUCCUGCUUACAAACAAAAACUAAAGCAGGAAGCACCAGUGACUCGGUCAAUAAAGAAGUGGUCAGGUGACGCAGAUGCUAAGCUACAGGACUGUUUGCUAGCACAGACUGGAAUAUGUUCCGGGAUUCUUCCGAUGGCAUUGAGGAGUACACCACAUCAUUCAAUGGCUUCAUCAAUAAGUGCAUCGAUGACGUCGUCCCCACAGUGACUGUACGUACAUACCCCAACCAGAAGGCAUGGAUUACAGGCAACAUCCACACUGAGCUAAAGGGUAGAGCUGCUGCUUUCAAGGAGCGGGACUCUAACCCGGACGCUUAUAAGAAAUCCUGCUAUGCCCUCCGACGAACCAUCAAACAGGCAAAGCGUUAAUACAGGACUAAGAUUGAAUCGCACUACACCGGCUCCGACGCUCGUCGGAUGUGGCAUGGCUUGCAAACUAUUACAGACUACAAAGGGAAGCACAGCCGCGAGGUGCCCAGUGACACGAGCCUACCAGAAGAGCUAAAUUACUUCUAUGCUCGCUUCGAGGCAAGCAACACUGAAGCAUGUAUGAGCGCAUCAGCUGUUCCAGACGACUGUGUGAUCACGCUCUCCUUAGCCGAUGUGAGUAAGCCCUUUAAACAGGUCAACAUUCACAAGGCCGCAGGGCAAGACGGAUUACCAGGACGUGUACUCCGAGCAUGCGCUGACCAACUAGCAGUUGUCUUCAACCUGUCCCUAACUGUAAUACCAACAUGUUUCAAGCAGACCACCAUAGUCCCUGUGCCCAAGAACACUAAGGUAACCUGCCUAAAUGACUACCGACCCGUAGCACUCACGUCUGUAGCCAUGAAAUGCUUUAAAAACUGGUCAUGGCUCACAUCAACACCAUUAUCCCAGAAACCCUAGACCUACAACAAUUUGCAUACCGCCCCAACAGAUCCACAAAUGAUGCAAUUUCUAUUUGCACUCCACACUGCCCUUUCCCACCUGGACAAAAGGGACACCUACGUGAGAAUGUUUUUCAUUGACUACAGCUCAGCGUUCAACACCAUAGUGCCCUCAAUGCUCAUCACUAAGCCAAGGACCCUGGGACUAAACACCUCACUCUGCAACUGGAUCCUGGACUUCCUGAUGGGCCGCCCCCAGGUGGUAAGGGUAGGUAACAACACAUCUGCCAUGCUGAUCCUCAACACGGUGGCCCCUCAGGGGUGCGUGCUCAGUCCCCUCCUGUACUCCCUGUUCACCCAUGACUGCAUGGCCAGGCACGACUCCAACACCAUCAUUAAGUUUGCAGACGACACAACAGUGGUAGGCCUGAUCUCCGACAAUGAUGAGACAGCCUAUAGGGUGGAGGUCAGAGACCUGGCCGUGUGGUGCCAGGAUAACAACCUCUCCCUCAACGUGAUCAAGACAAAGGUGAUGAUUGUGGACUACAGGAAAAAGAAGAGGUCCGAGCAUGCCCCCAUUCUCAUCGACAGGGCUGUAGUGGAGCAGGUUGAGGGCUUCAAGUUCCUUGGUGUCCACAUCACUAACAAACUAUCAUGGUCCAAACACACCAAGACAGUCGUGAAGAGGGCAUGACAAAGCCUAUUCCCCCUCAGGAGACUGAAAAGAUUUGGCAUGGGUCCUCAGAUCCUCAUAAAAGUUCUACAGCUACACCAUCGAGAGCAUCCUGACUGGUUGCAUCACUGCCUGGUAUGGCAACUGCUCGGCCUCCGACCGCAAGGCACUACAGAGGGUAGUGCGUACGGCCCAGUACAUCACUGGGGCCAAGCUUCCUGACAUCCAGGACCUCUAUACCAGGCGGUGUCAGAGGAAGGCCCUAAAAAUUGUCAAAGACUCCAGCCACCCUAGUCAUAGACUGUUCUCUCUGCUACUGCAAGCCAAGCGGUACCGGAGUGCCAAGUCUAGGUCCAAAAGGCUUCUUAACAGCUUUUGCCCCCAAGCCAUAAGACUCCUGAACAGCUAAUCAAAUGGUUACCCGGACUAUUUGCAUAUAAUUUCUCUAAAUCUAUUUUUUACUUAACCCUUAUUUUUCUUAAAAGUGCAUUGCUGGUUAAGGACUUGUAAGUAAGCAUUUCACUGUAAGGUCUACACCUGUUGUAUUCGGCAAAUGUGACAAAUAACAUUUGAUUUUAUUUGAUUUGUGAGGGCAUAGAUGAGGUGAUUCACUUAAUGAGAUAGAGGUGUGCCAUCUCUAAUUGUUUUGUUUCCUAUCAACACUCAGGAUGAGCGUUACCAGCAUCUGAAUGCUGAGGAGAUUAGCAACGUGGAGAAGUGUUUAAAUGAAAGCAUGGGCUGGAUGAACAGCAAGAUGAAUGCCCAGAGCCAACUCACCAUCGCCCAGGACCCAGUCGUGAAAGUAGCAGACAUAAUUUCCAAAAUACAGGUGUGUGUGAUAAGUGUGAAUGAUUCAAUCAUAUGACAUGCUAUUGGCCCAUCGUCACCAGGUACUGAUUAUUUUAAUAAUACUGCAUCCUCCUAUCUUCCACAUAUACCUAUACUUUAGGAACUGGAUGAAGUAUGCAACCCAGUGGUCAACCGGCCGAAUCCCAAAGCAGAGCAUGUGUCAGAGGAGAAUGACAAGAGCAAUGGGGCUCAUAACGGCGGGAGGGGCGCGGCAAACGGUAGCAACCAGACAAAGCCUCCUUCAGGAGAGAUGGAGAUUGACUGAGCCCCUCUGCCAAACAAGCUCUGCUACCAGCACUCUAGCUCCCAUCAGACCAUUUAGACAAGGUCUACCCAAACAUACAGUACAUAGUAUAUCCGGGACCAUUUUUCCAUGUCCACCACCACUCAAUGGGCUGUUUUGUGCAUUUGUAUUCAGAGUCCCCCUGUUAGAUUGUUUUCCUUUUGAUAUUUUUUUUACUUUCCCUUGUAUGUUACAAUGGUGUGCUCCUCCCUCAGAGGUUAGACAAUACCUUAUAUAGUCAUUAACUGUAAGAUUAGAUAUAGAUGAAAACAAUGCUGGCUCUCCCAAAAACAGUUUUUAUACCUUACGUGUUUGCAUUUCAAAAGUCCCAUAAGCAUCAGAUCUCUAAGGUGACUCUUAUUGCACAUAACCUUGUAGUGGAACAUAAGUAGAAUUACUGUCUGAACAA
Coregonus sp. 'balchen' is the source of this 10028-nucleotide messenger RNA. NCBI's taxonomy places the organism in Eukaryota, Metazoa, Chordata, Actinopteri, Salmoniformes, Salmonidae. The record is from the annotation of a GenBank genome assembly.